Messenger RNA from Cyclocybe aegerita, 675 nucleotides. The record is from the annotation of a GenBank genome assembly. Lineage: Eukaryota; Fungi; Basidiomycota; Agaricomycetes; Agaricales; Hemipholiotaceae.
AUGUGUCCCGAAUCGCGUGCAGAACAAUUUCUCGUCCUUUGCCAAAUAUUGUGGAUUGUGCUCAUCGCUCCAUUCUUGACACCCCCAAUCACCACUCUCGCCCUCUCACUUAUCGGCACGGGAGUCCUCUCUGGCGCAAGCCGUCCUCACCUAAGCGCUGCCUCCAUUGCACUCUCCAGCAUCCUUGGUGGACUCUUCGUCUCCACAAUCAUCGUCGCCCUUAUUCUAUUCUCUGGCGCUGUUUAUCCCGAGCUUAUCAUAAGCUUCUCCCCCUUCGGCCUGGCAGUAGCCAGGAACGCGCUCAACAUCUUCGCCAUGUCGGUCCCCGUUAUAUGCGUCGGCUCCUCAUUCCUCCUCGGACUCCAGUCCACCGGACAUCCCAUCGUUAAGGAAUAUUUCAGUGGCCAGAGUGUCCUUCUUGCUCUCGAAGCGACUCUCGUGGGAUGCGCAGUGCUCCUCUGCUUGCAGAUCCUUGGCCGUCUGGUUUGCUGCCUCUUCAUUCCCUUUCAAACAGUGCCGAGGUUCCUAUUCGCCAGUUUCAUCGGUGGAAAGGACCAGUGGAGGACAUUUCGCCCAAAGCCCUUGAGGGAGCAAGAGGUGAGGGUUGAGUCGGGUGGGAGCUCUCAAUUUUUGCCUUCGAAAGGGGUAGCUUCAUCCGUUGAUAUGAUUGCAUGA